This is a messenger RNA of Cicer arietinum (chickpea), 1708 nucleotides long. Its product is annotated as syntaxin-124-like. Gene Ontology annotation, molecular function: SNARE binding; SNAP receptor activity. Gene Ontology annotation, cellular component: SNARE complex; endomembrane system; plasma membrane. NCBI's taxonomy places the organism in Eukaryota, Viridiplantae, Streptophyta, Magnoliopsida, Fabales, Fabaceae. The record is from RefSeq and is a predicted model, not a curated record. Gene Ontology annotation, biological process: vesicle fusion; intracellular protein transport; exocytosis.
AAAAAAAAAUGACCAAGUCAUUUAUAGGUUAUUAUAGAUUUGAAGAAAGAAAAAAAAAAACAGCACUGCCACUUGUUCAUAUAGGAGUAACCUUUGGUAUAUCCAACAUCUAAACACCUUUCUUUGAUUAGUAUCUAGUUAAUUUGUCUGGUCCCCAUUUCACAUUAACCAUGAACCUCUAAUACAUCCACCCCAAGAAGAAAAACAACAUUUUUGCCUCAUACCCUUUUGUUGGUGACAAUUUGGUUACUUUUUCCUUUUGUCACCUUCUUGUUUCCUCUCCAUUUGUAGAAUAUUGAUCAUAUCCAAAAGUGGAUGAGGACACAUUGAAGAAGGAAAAACACAGAGAAUUAAUGUGUUACAUGAUCAAACCAUCAUCUAUUAUUCUCUUGUAAAGGUUUCUGUUACUUGAUUCACAAGUUACACAAGAAACCAAUCAAAAGGAGACAAAAAUAACAGUGUUAGUUAUUGUUCAUAAAAAAAAUCUGCAAAAAUGAAUGACUUAUUCUCAAGCUCCUUUAAGAAAUACAGUGACUUGAAAGAGCAAGCCUACAUUGAUGAUGUAGAAGCAGGAAAAGAAAGUAUCAACCUUGAUAAAUUCUUUGAAGAUGUUGAGAAUGUGAAAGAAGACAUGAGGCUAGUUGAGAAGCUUUAUAGAAAAUUGCAAGAGUCUAAUGAAGAAAGCAAAAUUGUCCAUAAUGCUAAAACAAUGAAAGAUCUUAGAGCAAGAAUGGAUAAAGAUGUUGAACAGGUUCUUAAAAGAGUUAAAAUCAUAAAAGGUAAGCUAGAAGCAUUAGAACGUUCCAAUGCAGCCAAUAGAAACCUUCCAGGUUGUGGUCCAGGUUCAUCAGCUGAUAGAACAAGAACUUCAGUGGUUAGUGGCUUGGGAAAGAAACUCAAAGACAUGAUGGAUGAUUUUCAAGGUUUAAGAGCUAGAAUGCAACAAGAGUAUAAAGAAACAAUUGAAAGAAGGUAUUUUACAAUAACAGGCGAGAAAGCUGAUGAAGAUACUAUUGAGAAUUUGAUAUCAAGUGGUGAAAGUGAAACUUUUAUGCAAAGGGCUAUUCAAGAACAAGGGAGGGGUCAAAUUAUGGACACUAUUUCUGAGAUACAAGAAAGACAUGAUGCUGUUAAGGAAAUAGAGAAGAAUUUGAUUGAGUUGCAUCAAGUUUUUUUGGAUAUGGCAGCACUUGUUGAGUCACAAGGACAACAAUUGAACAACAUAGAGAGUCAUGUUGCACAUGCUAGUUCUUUUGUUAGAAGAGGAACAGAACAACUUCAUGAGGCAAGAGAGCAUCAAAAGGAUUCAAGGAAAUGGACUUGUUAUGCAAUACUUCUUGGUAUUGUUCUCGUUAUUGUGAUUCUGUUUCCAUUUUUGAUGUCAAUUCUACCUCACUUGAUACUUUAGAAAGAAAAAAAGGGUCAAGUUCAUCAUUGAAGAAAGAAUAUUAAAAAGAGUUUUUGUUCAAGAAGCUAUAGAAUCCAUAUAUAGAACCAUGUUAUUCUGACUUUUUGUUUUUGUUUUUGGAUUUCCAUGGAACUGUAAUAGCAAGAGAGAACAAGUUCAAACAUGACAAUGACAACAUUGUAAUAGCAAGUUGACACAAGAUUUCUGUAAUCUUGAUCAGCUUUUAUUUUCUUUUUCUUUUCUCUUUUUUUAUUGUUCAUGCAUGUUUACUGACAAUGGUAGAAUAACUUUGAUAUGCAA